AAAAUAUUUCUUGUCUUCAAAAUGAAAAUAGAUUUGGAGAUCAGUGAUCCAGUCAACUUUAGCUCUGGCGAUCAUCAACAUCUUGUUCAGAAAGCAGCAAUUAAAGGUAACCCUGGUAAACUGGAUCAGUCCUUCACACAUUCAUCUGGAGAUAGGCCACAAGAAGCCAUCAAACACUCAAAUCCAAAGCCUAGAGAUGGAGCAAAUAUCUACGCAAUACAAAUUUCAGAUGCUUCUACAAAUGAGAACGCAAAUUCACAUGGUCCCUUUGAAGACAUGUCUGUCCGUAGAGGUUUCAUUGUUAAAGUGUUCAUUAUCCUGUCAGUUCAGUUGAUUGUUACUGCGACAAUCAUUGGUGUGUUCGUUUUCUGCAUGCCUAUAAGAAAGUGGGUCAUCUCUGUGCCCUGGUUCCUGUAUGCACUCCUCCCAGCAAUUAUGGUUGUGAUUGUCGUGCUGGCUUGCUGUAGGGACGUCCGACGCCAAGUGCCAGCAAACUACAUUCUCCUGGCGUUCUUUACACUUCUGGAAGGUUUGCUGCUAGGAAGCAUGUCUAUCUUCUAUAGGGCAGAAGAGAUACUGUGGGCGACAGGAGCCACCACGGUGGUGACAUUAGCGCUCACUUUAUUUGCACUGCAAACAAAAUGGGAUUUUACCGUGCUAAAUGGAGUGCUGUUUGUGCUCACCAGUGUAUUGCUUAUCUACGGGAUUAUCGCACUUGUGGUACAGUCAUAUUGGUUGCAUCUGGUGUACUCAGCGCUCGGAACACUGCUCUUCUCCAUGUACCUGGUGAUGGACGUGCAGAUGAUGGUCGGGGGGCACUACCAUUAUGAGGUAGACCCUGAAGAGUACAUAUUUGCUGCUCUGAACAUCUACGUGGACAUUAUCAACAUUUUCGUUUUCAUUUUGGACCUGAUUGGACAAUAGCUGAUGGCCAAGGCUGGCUAAGGUUCAGAAGAGAAAAGGUGGGACACCGGUGGUGUAUUGCCAGGCCUAGGCAGGAGCGAUGACCACCCAGGCCCUUUUAGUAGUCAUCUACCUGUCUGUCUGUCUAUGUCCA
Psammomys obesus (fat sand rat) is the source of this 1057-nucleotide messenger RNA. RefSeq names its product protein lifeguard 2-like. The transcript has 10 exons. The coding region runs from base 22 to 924 and encodes 300 amino acids. The record is from RefSeq and is a predicted model, not a curated record. Lineage: Eukaryota; Metazoa; Chordata; Mammalia; Rodentia; Muridae. Gene Ontology annotation, cellular component: membrane.